This is a messenger RNA of Ylistrum balloti, 843 nucleotides long. RefSeq lists its product as uncharacterized. The record is from RefSeq and is a predicted model, not a curated record. Lineage: Eukaryota; Metazoa; Mollusca; Bivalvia; Pectinida; Pectinidae. Bases 1 to 843 code for a protein of 280 amino acids. The transcript is spliced from 3 exons.
AUGGGAAAGAAGACAGACUACAUUACCUAUCAAAAUAGCAGUAAAAUCAAGGGUAAGAUAAAAAUCAACAUUAUGGAUCCACCUGACAAGGAAUCAUACAAACCAAAACUUCUGGUUCUGGGAGGCGUCGUGACAGCUCUAAUCAUCAUCAUCAUAUUUGCGCUGGCUUGCUUUAUUGACAAACACAGGAGAAAAAAAAGAGAUGUUUCCAUCCAGUUACCAAUCGGAAGGCCGGAAGUGUCACCCAACUUAAUUAUCAAUUCACCUCAAAUUCACACACCACCUGUGAAAGUAGGCGUCUUCUACCCUCAUCUACCAAAGGAAUUAUUUUCUGAAUCGAUUGAGAAUCCUUUAGAUAAAUGCGUUCAACGUAUGAUGGACAUCCUUACAUCAGUGCCCGAAUUAGACGUAAAAUAUUUACAUUAUGAUUUUAAUAACUUCUUUGAUGAAAUUGAUACUGUGAGCAGUUCACCAAACAUCAUUCUUGUUUUAUGCGAUAGACUGUGUGAACUUAGCCAAGAAGUUGCUACCUCGGACGUAAAUAUCACAGCAGAGCAAAGGAGAGAAAUCGAAACAUUGCUUUUGAAAAGGAUACAUCAACAGUAUUAUCUAAAUAGCACAAAUAUCUUCUUUGUAAAUUUUGAACAUCUAAAACAGCAGGAAAAUGUUCUUGGAACAGCUCGAAAGAUGUUUACCAAGCACAAAGUCUACAGUAUUGGGCCUCUGAUUGAGACGGACCAACACUUCAGUAAGCUCCUGCAUUCAAUUUUAUCUGACGUCAUCAGUAAUACUAAAGACCGUCAAGAACGGAUAAAAUCGAUAUUGAGUCCAGAAACAAUAUGA